Molecule: messenger RNA, 1149 nt
Organism: Rhinolophus ferrumequinum (greater horseshoe bat)
Lineage: Eukaryota; Metazoa; Chordata; Mammalia; Chiroptera; Rhinolophidae
Gene: CCDC90B
Product: coiled-coil domain containing 90B
Exons: 9
Coding region: 362-991 (209 amino acids)
Cellular component (GO): mitochondrion
Source: RefSeq, a predicted model, not a curated record
GCCCCGUGUCACCGAUGCCUGAGUACGCUCUAGGAGACGAUGCUCAUGCCCGCUCGAGCGAGCGGGAGUCCAGGGUGCCACGCCCUCCUCCCCAGCCUACGCCUGGCUCUAGAGACCCUGCUGCGGGGUCUCUCCCAGGAAGGGCGCGGACGGCGAAGAGGUCCGCCUUCCUCCUCCGAGAGCACGCCUCAGAAGGGCUGGGGUUCCCACCUGACUCCACCACUAGAGCCCCGCCAGGCUGCUUUCUGAGCCCUGGUUUCCUUUUUACUGUCAAAUACGGCGGAUAAUCCCCGCCCUCUCGUAAGUCUGUCAGGAGCAACUGGAAGACUUCUUAACCACCACAACCAAGGAAGGAUUUGAUAUGAGGCGAGUGGACAUAACUCCUUUAGAACAAAGGAAAUUAACUUUUGAUACCCAUGCAUUGGUUCGGGACUUGGAAACUCAUGGAUUUGACAAAGCACAAGCAGAAACAAUUGUAUCAGCAUUAACCAGUUUAUCGAAUGUCAGCUUGGAUACUAUCUAUAAGGAGAUGGUCACUCAAGCUCAACAGGAAAUAACAGUACAACAGCUAAUGGCUCAUUUGGACGCCAUCAGAAAAGAUAUGGUCAUCCUAGAGAAAAGUGAAUUUGCAAAUCUGAGGGCAGAGAAUGAGAAAAUGAAAAUUGAAUUAGAACAAGUUAAACAACAACUGAUAAAUGAAACUAGUCGAAUCAGAGCAGAUAAUAAACUGGACAUCAACCUAGAAAGGAGCAGAGUAACAGAUAUGUUUACAGAUCAAGAAAAGAAACUUAUGGAAGCAACCACAGAAUUUACCAGAAAGGAUACCAAAAUCAAAAGUAUUAUUUCAGAGACCAGUAAUAAAAUUGACACUGAAAUUGCGUCUUUAAAAACACUAAUGGAAUCCAACAAGCUUGAGACAAUUCGUUAUCUUGCAGCCUCCGUGUUUACUUGCCUGGCAAUAGCACUGGGAUUUUACAGAAUCUGGAAAUAGCAGUGAAAUGACUACAUUAUACCCCUACUGCUGCUGCUGUCGACUUCUUAGAACCUUCACCAGGACAGACUGACUUUGAACAUUGAAAGUUGCAGCAAAACUUAAUACAAGAUUAUUCAAAGUACAUAUAAACUAAAAAGAAAUGUUUUAGAAUGAGA